GUGAUUUUCUGUUUUCUUUAUUUUUCAGGGAGCACUAUGGAUAAUUCAUUUGAUUACGAACCAAUAGAAGAAAUUAAAGAGGAGCUGCUAACCAAUGGACCUGCCUCAGCAGCUGCAAAGAUCCAGGAGUAUUUGGAUCAGCAGGAUAAUAUUCCACUAAAUAUUGGCAUUACAGGAGAGUCUGGCUCUGGUAAAUCCACCUUUGUUAAUGCCUUCAGAGGCAUAGACAACAGGGAUGAGUGAGCCGCCCCUACCGGUUGUAUAGAAACCACAUUAGAGGCUACACCAUACCCCCAUCCCAACUAUCCCAAUGUCACACUGUGGGAUCUUCCUGGUAUUGGCACUCCCAACUUUCCAGCUAGCGAAUACCUGGAGCAUGUUGAAUUUGAAAAGUUUGACUUCUUCAUCAUCGUCUCAGCUGAUCGCUUCAAAGAAAAUGAUGUGAAGCUCGCUAAGGAGAUUCAGAGGAUGAAGAAAAAGUUCUACUUUAUACGUUCAAAGAUUGACCAUAACUUACGUGAUGAAGAAGACAGUCAGAGGGACUUCAACGCAGAAAGGACUCUUAAACAAAUCAGGGACAACUGCAUUCAAGGUAAGUCUGAGGUUAGAGGAGAACAAAUGCUUAAAAUUUAAAGGUAUAUGCAACAAGGGUAACAGGUAGACACUGCUUCAUUUUAAAGGCGCGAGCCAAAAAUAACUUUUCACAUGAGCAGCCCAUGUUGAGAGGAAGAGCUAACAAUGUUAUCAGGUCAUAAAUGAUUCAUAUGAACACUGGCAGAGCCCCCCAGUGAGAGUCUGUUAGCUUGACUACUCAUCUUCUAAGAUCUAAAACAACCUUUGUGUCUGGCCUGGAGAGAGCUGCUGGUGUAUCCUGACACGAGGCUCAGGAUGUUUUCUCAUUCCAUUGUCAUCAUC
This is a messenger RNA of Epinephelus moara (kelp grouper), 915 nucleotides long. RefSeq names its product T-cell-specific guanine nucleotide triphosphate-binding protein 2-like. The record is from RefSeq and is a predicted model, not a curated record. Lineage: Eukaryota; Metazoa; Chordata; Actinopteri; Perciformes; Serranidae. Gene Ontology annotation, molecular function: GTP binding. The transcript is spliced from 2 exons. Gene Ontology annotation, cellular component: membrane.